Molecule: messenger RNA, 789 nt
Organism: Stereum hirsutum FP-91666 SS1
Lineage: Eukaryota; Fungi; Basidiomycota; Agaricomycetes; Russulales; Stereaceae
Exons: 6
Coding region: 1-789 (262 amino acids)
Source: RefSeq, a predicted model, not a curated record
AUGUUCACCAUCUCACCAGCCACCGACGUCCAGCUGCUUGUGCGAUCAAUCUUUCCUCAGCUGGCGGUACUUCCCUCCUUUGAUCUAUUCAUGAUGCCUGCGCUGACAAGCCAGAUUUUCUGUCACAGUGUAUACCUUUUCACGAAGAACAAGCCUCUUGGAAUCGUCAUAGUCUGCUUCUCGUUCAGUAGUUUCAUAUGUGGCAUGGUCGCGGGUAUACAAUCGGGCAUGCUUGGACAGUUGUGUGGUCUGGUCAGAGUGGCUUUACUUGGGCAGAUCUCGGUUGUCUCUCUGUUAUGGCUCGUGUUCCAGACAACGGCUGAUAUCACUAUCACUGUCUCUCUCUGCUGGACCCUCUGGCACUCCCGUACCGGCUUCCGCAAGACCGACUCUCUCAUCUACCGCGUCAUGCGAGGUGCCAUCCAGACUGGUCUAUUCGUGUCGAUAUUUGCGCUGGGAGACAUGUUCUCGUUCCAUUUCAACCCUUCCACGAACCUUUACGCUAUGUUCGCGUACCCUAUAGGCAGGAUCUACACCAACACUCUGCUGGACACACUACUCUCCCGCCGAGAAAUGAGGUCGAGGAACACAACGACCACUACAAAUGGGCACGACAUCGAGAAUGACUUGCAGACGUCCAUUCGCCUAGGUAACGUCGACGUCAACGUGUCCCACGAAGUUCGCGUCCAGAGGGACUUCGCCGCUGUUUCAAACCGAACCCUCGACGGUUCUGACAGGGAUCUCAAGGAUGGUCGGAGCAGCCCAGACCAGAAGGCCGUGUCAUUCUAA